Molecule: messenger RNA, 654 nt
Organism: Acanthosepion pharaonis
Lineage: Eukaryota; Metazoa; Mollusca; Cephalopoda; Sepiida; Sepiidae
Source: the annotation of a GenBank genome assembly
AUGCUGUAUAUUCUUUCUUUCUUUCUUUCUUUCUUUUUUUCUUUCUUUCUUUCUUUCUUUUUUUCUUUCUCAAAGUCUUUAAUGUUCUUCUGUUUUAUAUCCUUCGUAUUUUUUUUAUUUUCUUUCUUUUUAUCGUUUUCUAGCUCGCUAACUUUGUUAUUUUCUUUCAUGUUUUCUUUCAUGCAUUUUCUGUCUCUCUUUAGUACAUUUUUAUUUCUUUCAUAUAUUUUCUUUCUUCUUUUCACGUUUUAUAUUUCUGAAACAUACUCCCUUUAUUUCAUAUAUUUUUCAUUAUUUCUUUUUUAUAUUUUCUUUUUUUCUUUCUUUCAUUUAUUUUCUUUCUUUCAUUUAUUUUCUUUGCAUUUUUUCUUUUAUACGUUUUCUUCCAUUUUUCUUUGCCUGUUUUUUUUUUUCCUGAUUAUUUCCUUUCUUCCUCUCUUCGUUCUUUCCUUCGUAUAUUUUCUUUCCUUGCUUCAUACAUUCUCCUUCUUUCAUAAAUUCUCCUUCUUUCAUAUAUCCUCUUUCUUUCAUACAUUCUCCUUCUUUCAUACAUUCUCCUUCUUUCAUACUUUCUCCUUCUUUCAUACAUUCUCUUUCUUUCAUACAUGUCUUCUUUUUUUCGUUCUUAUGCUUUAUUUUUUUAUUCGUCUAUGA